Messenger RNA from Coccomyxa subellipsoidea C-169, 588 nucleotides. RefSeq lists its product as hypothetical. Bases 1 to 588 code for a protein of 195 amino acids. Lineage: Eukaryota; Viridiplantae; Chlorophyta; Trebouxiophyceae; Coccomyxaceae. The transcript is spliced from 3 exons. The record is from RefSeq and is a predicted model, not a curated record.
AUGCUGCCGCUGCCGCUACAGCCUUGUCAGGCAAACGCUGCAGCUGCUGGAGGGCAGAGCAGCGACACAGAGCAGCUGCUGAGGGGCCUGCUGCUGGCAGCGUCUGAAGAGGUUGUGGGUGAGAGCAUCAGGAAACUGGCACCCAGCGAGCAGCAGCGGUUGCUGCACUACCUCCGGCCGCUGUUGCAACGGCUGCCGGCGGCUGCCUCGCAGCUCGAUAGCUUUGGCGAUGCGUACGCACCCCCACAGAUGGCCGACAAGCCCCGAGCAGGCGAUGCAGCUGUGCCGCUCUCAGCCGGGCUUCCCAGCGAGGGGCCUGCUCUGGCUGCUCAGGCGAACACCAGUGCAGCUCAGGCAGCGGCUCGGCUGAAGGGGCCGCUUGGGGAGCUGGUCAAGUGCAGCAUGGGCCGCUGCGGGCACUUCUACCACCGCAGCUGCGCGACGGCGUGCCCGCUGACCAAGUGGGGCGCGUCCGGCGGCGCCUUCCGGUGCCCGGCGCACUACUGCGCGCGAUGCGGCCUCAGCGGUGACUCAGUGGCCAUGCUGCAGUGCCGCAGUGGUCACCAACUCUUUGCAGAUCCGCUGUAG